AUGGCUGCGAAAAGGGGAAAUGCGAUCCGGGCUGAACGGUCUCGCCAAAACGAGCAGUAUUACGAGCUAAGUGAUGGUGACGGAGGUUAUGCGAGAGCGGUGUUCGGGGGAGACUCGGUCGGUAGCAGACCUGCCUCGACGGCGGCGAUGAUUUAUCGUCGCGAUAGCACGCCCGCCUCAAUAGCUCCGGACGACGCUAUAGAGAUCGUCCGGCGACAUGCUGCAUUUCAGGGAGAGAAUGUUGCGGCGGAGACAACGCGGCGGAACGUCUUCCCUUCUCAUCCCCGUCGUAUAUGGUUCUCGCCUGAGGCCGUCCCGCCCACUCGCCCCCCUUGCAUCCUUCCUCCCGCCCUGCCCUGCCGUAACAAGGAUACCGCCUGGAAUCUCGCGACCCUUGCCGGCUUCUCACAUCCGCCCAUUCUCCUGCAACUACCAAGAACCCUGCUCCGCAUAACCAGCGACAGUCCCGCUCCCCUCCUCGUCACACCGGAUUCCGCUGAGCAAUCGCGUUUCCGCCUGUCUGUCCUCAAAUCCACCAUCCUCACGACCUCUCCGAAAAGCAACGCUCUGAACCUGGCUGUUUUGUCACUGGAGUUCUCGCCUCUAGAACUAUCUGCAUAUCUUGCUACCACGGCUCAGACAGCCCUCCGUCCUCAGCAUAUCCUGUAA
Messenger RNA from Laetiporus sulphureus 93-53, 669 nucleotides. RefSeq lists its product as uncharacterized. The record is from RefSeq and is a predicted model, not a curated record. Lineage: Eukaryota; Fungi; Basidiomycota; Agaricomycetes; Polyporales; Laetiporaceae. The transcript is spliced from 4 exons. Bases 1 to 669 code for a protein of 222 amino acids.